This is a messenger RNA of Thalassophryne amazonica, 1593 nucleotides long. It is a transcript of the gene rassf1, whose product is annotated as Ras association domain family member 1. The coding region runs from base 262 to 1338 and encodes 358 amino acids. Gene Ontology annotation, cellular component: microtubule cytoskeleton; nucleus. The transcript is spliced from 7 exons. The record is from RefSeq and is a predicted model, not a curated record. Lineage: Eukaryota; Metazoa; Chordata; Actinopteri; Batrachoidiformes; Batrachoididae. Gene Ontology annotation, biological process: Ras protein signal transduction.
CGUGUGACGUGGAAUUUUGACAAUAUUUAUGACAAGGAUGAUCAUUAAUUUACAAUGGAAGAGCUCUGCAGGCUUUCAUUCCAAUCAGGCAGCUCCUCCUCUCAGGAGACGAUGAACGCCUGGAAGUGGACUGAAUCGACAAACUGGUGCUCUUCAGAUACAAUCCUCAUAAGGAUGUAGAGGUGUGCACGUCACUGCUGCGUCUUCUCAGGGCUGGAUCCACAUCCGUGCUGGCACACCGACAACACGUUACAUGUCAGGAUGUCUAAAUGUGAACUGAUUGAGUUGAAGGACCUCAGUGUAAAUGAUCCCAUUGAUCUGGCAGUGCCAGCGGCCCACAGUGCUUCACCAACUGUAAACCCGGGACCGCCUGGCCAUUCCCGCACCGUCCGUCUGGCUGGACACAAUGUGAGCAUCAAGGCACCUUUGUGUCACACAGGAGAGGCUGGUGCAGGACACAACUUUCAGCCGUACAGUCACACCCAUCUGACCUGGUGUGACCUGUGUGGAGAGUUCAUCUGGGGUCUUUAUAAGCAGAGUUUACACUGUUCCAACUGCAGGUACACAUGUCACCACCGCUGCCGACCGUUCAUCCAGCUGGACUGCAACACAGACGGGCGUCUGUUGACAGACCAGGCAGAUGUGUCUUUUGAUUCCAUAGAAACAGACACAAAUGUGGAUGAGGAUCAGGGUGAAGACAAACACAAGCUGACCAUCAGUGAGAUUCAGCAGAAGGUCCAAGAGUAUAACGCUCUGACCAACAGCAAUCUCUGGAUGGUGCUCAACAAAGAUGGUUCUUACACUGGUUUCAUCAAGGUCCACUUUCAGUUACUUCGCCCGAUCUCGCUCCCGCCGCCUCAGAGGCCGUGUUCAGCUCAGUAUAAUGAUCUGCAGUGUGAUCACACGACACGGCGGACGUCUUUUUACCUCCCCAAAGAUACCGCCAAGCACCUGCAUAUAAGCUCCCAAACACCAGCAUACCAAGUCAUUGAAGCAUUGCUCAACAAGUUCACAUUGGUGGACAACCCGGCAAAGUUUGCACUGUUUGAACGCACUGAACGCCAAAAUCAAGUGUACCUACGUAAACUCGCUGAUGACGAGUGUCCCCUCUGCCUGCGUUUGUGUGCCGGUCCCAGUGAAAAGAUCCUGAGCCUGCUUCUGAAAGAGAAUGAAACAGGAGAUGUGAAUUGGGAUGCAUUUAGCUUUCCUGAGUUGUGCAACUUUCUUCGAAUCCUGCAGCGUGAGGAAGAAGAAUAUGUGCAGCAGAUUGUCAAGCGCUACGCUGUGGCAAGAAACUUGAUGGAGCAGGCCUUGAUGAGGAUUACGACCCCUGGGUGAACACAUUUGUUGCCAGAGAUGUGUAAAUGUUCCACAUAUUUAAACCUGAAGGUUCUUGGAUGAGAUCAAAACAUAUACAGCACUAUAAAAUGGGAAAUAAUAGCUGAGACAAUGAUAUUAUUUUUGGUAAAAUAAUGAAGUAGAGAUGCUGCUGAUGCUGCUAGGAUUCAUGUGAACUGCAUAAAUCCAUUGAUUCUUCUGUUUGUUUCCCUGAAGAGCAUCACUGAUGUAAAAUAAAAGUAAAGUGAAGAAAAU